Lotus japonicus is the source of this 3053-nucleotide messenger RNA. Its product is annotated as histidine-containing phosphotransfer protein 1-like. NCBI's taxonomy places the organism in Eukaryota, Viridiplantae, Streptophyta, Magnoliopsida, Fabales, Fabaceae. The transcript has 9 exons. Gene Ontology annotation, molecular function: protein histidine kinase binding; histidine phosphotransfer kinase activity. Gene Ontology annotation, cellular component: nucleus; cytoplasm. Gene Ontology annotation, biological process: phosphorylation; cytokinin-activated signaling pathway; phosphorelay signal transduction system. The record is from RefSeq and is a predicted model, not a curated record. The coding region runs from base 2348 to 2809 and encodes 153 amino acids.
AUCUUUCAAUUACCUCAACAAAUUAUUCUUUUGCCCAAAAAGAAUAAUGCUUUAGUGUUGAAGAUAGGAAAUUUUAAUGCACGUCUAUAAGACCGGCAAUGUUGUAGAAAAUUGAAUGCUAGGCAGUAAGGAACCAUCAACAAAAUGAGAAUGUUACGUCGUGGUCACAAAAGACAAAAUAGGAUUAGCAAUGGAAGCAUUAGAGAAAUAGUUAAAGUAGCACUUACUGUAAAGAAGAUGGCAGAAUUUCAUCUUAGAUGAUUUAGGCAUGUGUAAAGGAAACCUGUAGAAACACCACCAAUAAGGAGAGGAGUCUAGAUGGAAGAUAGUCCACUAGUUAGAGGUAGAGGAAGAUCAAGAAUAACUAUAGGUCAAACCAUUAAGAGGGAUUUGGAAUUAAAUGGCAUGUCAUUAGACAUUUCAUCAUUCAUGAUAGGAUGUUAUGGCGUCUUUGAUCUAUGCAGCCGACCUCACCUCUUGAAAAGAAGGUUUUGGUUGUUGUAUCGGGCUCAAUAAUGUAAGAGGACAAGGUUUGUUUUGGUGGAUAAGAUAAGAUAUGUGAUCGAAAACUUCCUUUUCACUAUGUCUCUGAUUUUACUAAAUUCCAAAAUUAAUAGAUGUGCAAGAAAAUUUAAUUUUAAAAGCAUGAUCUAUCAAGAAAUUUUACUUUCCUUUCUAAGAUUUUGCUCGUUUUGUCGAAUUAUGUGCUUGUUCCCUCGUACGCUACCACAUAUGCAUGUAAUUUUUGUGUGAUCAUCUGCAUUGGGUUUGAAAUCACUGCUAUGAAAGUGAUAAAUAUGCCUUUCUUCAUCAAACUUAUUACUUUUGUGCAUGUGGUGUCAACCAAGUUACUAGAGUAACAAAAAAAAGGAUUUUGGAAUUCGGAUAUAUUUGAUUUAUUGUGUCAAUGUUAGUUGCUGACUGGAUUGUAUACCUUAGUCAUAUUGCCUUCUGUUUCUAUCUCAGUUGCUACAUUUCAUGCAAAGAAUGUUUACUUGGAUAUUAGUGCGAUAGUCUUUUCCUUUUCUUUUCCUAUCCCUGUUUUGUUCUCACUUGUUGCUAUAUUGUACUACAUGUCAGAUAUGUGGAAGUGUUAUUGUCAAACAACCACUUAAUCCCAAAAGCUUAAGCUGUUGGGUAAGGGCCACUUUAAUGGUUUUAUAUUAUAUUCUAACACGCCCCCUCACGCAAGAGCCCUUUGGGCUUGAAGCGUGGAUAAAUGCACAGGCCCACCUACCAUGUGCUUAAUUAAAUUCCACUAUUUUAAUUAGAAAGUGAGGGGAGCAAGGAUCGAACUCUAGACCUCUCGGUCAUAGAGGCUCUGAUACCAUAUUAGAAAUUUGGAGGCCUAUACUCAACCACAAAAGCUAGCUCAAGAGUUAAGGUUUGCACUAUCCUUAUAAAGGCUAUCUAUGCUCUAUCUCUAGCCAAUGUGGGACUUCUAACAAUAUUAGAAAUUUGGAGGCCUAUACUCAACCACAAAAGCUAGCUCAAGAGUUAAGGUUUGCACUAUCCUUAUAAAGGCUAUCUAUGCUCUAUCUCUAGCCAAUGUGGGACUUCUAACACACCCCCUCACGUCCAGGACUGAACAACCUGGAACGUGGGAUCAACAACAACGGGUGGCCCAAUAAUGGGAGGUCUCCACAACAAACAACAAAUGGAUCUAGGAUAGGCUCUGAUACCAUGUCAAACAACCACUUAAUCCCAAAAGCUUAAGCUGUUGGGUAAGGGCCACUUUAAUGGUUUUAUAUUAUAUUCUAACAGUUAUAUUGUGGUGGCCAGUUUUAGUGCAGUUGGAGGGUGGUCAAAGAAGACUAUUUUGGAUGGGCAUUACGGUGUUGUAUGAUCCAUGUAGCCGACUCUACCAAGUGGGAAAAGAGGGAGCUAUAUUAUGCUUUUAACGAAAAAUGACAAACUGGGUUCUAAAAGGAUUCUUGCAUGGACAUCUGUUUUGAAUGUUUGAUGAGGGUAACUGACAGACAGUUUCUAUCUCUACUCGUUCUGCUCAUUUUGUGUGCUUUUGUUGCUGUCAAUGCAUUUGGGCCUUAAGUUAAGGAAACUUCUCCCUUUACGUUUGUCUCUGAAAAUGACAUGUGUGUUAAUUUACAAAUUUUAGGGGCUAAUUUAAUAAAAAUUCAUGCUGAAUCCAGGGUAACCGACAGAAAAUUUCUAUCUCUACUCAUUCUGCUCAUCUAUUUUAGAGCUUUUGUUGUCUCUGUGCAUUUGGGUUUUAAAUCUGGAAUCAAAGGUACCACUUCUCAUGCAAAAUAGACUCGUCCAACUGAAGCGCUAAUCUUCCUUUUAGUUUUGCUUCUCUACGGAGCUACAUUCCUGCUUUUUAUAAACAAUGGCUAUGCCUAUUCUGAAAGGACUCUUGCAAGAAUACCUGAUUUCAUUGCUUGAGGAGGGGGUAGUUAAUAGUCAGUUUAAUGCAAUCUUGUGUCCGAUAAACAACAGGGACCGAGCUCGAGAUCAUGCCGUGCAGCUAAUAGAAACUUAUUUGGCCGAUGUUGAUAUGAUCCUUUCUGAACUUUCUCUCCAUGUUGAUAAUUCACAAGUUGACCUCUAUAUGUUGGCUACCCUAGCUCAUGAAAUACAGGAUAAGAGCACCAGCAUUGGUGCAGAGCAUAUGACUGUUGCAUGUUUUGAUGUCAUUAAAGCUUGUGAGGAGCGGCGCAAAAAAAGAUUUUCUCAAACCCUGACCUGGCUUAAACAUGAGUUUGAUAACACCAAGAACAAGUUGAGCUCCCUUGUUCAGAUGGAGAAGAGGAUCGUCAGACUUGAGGAGAGUUCACAACCACCUAACUAGGGUCCAUGUGCUGUUGACUCCUCCUUUUGCCGGAUCUGAUAAAUUCUGCUUUCCAAUGUGUUUGUUUCGAAAUUCUAAGUAGUUGCUGCACAUGUAUCUCGUUUGCCUUUAAAAAGGAUGCUCCUAGAAACAUCAUGCCUUUUUUAGUUCUCUGUUUUCCUUGGAUGCGCUUUUGCCAACUUUCAGAUUUUAUAAUACUUCUCCAUUGGCCGACUCUAUUGAUAAUUUACUUGAGGUUCGUCUA